Morone saxatilis (striped sea-bass) is the source of this 1735-nucleotide messenger RNA. RefSeq names its product WW domain binding protein 4 (gene wbp4). NCBI's taxonomy places the organism in Eukaryota, Metazoa, Chordata, Actinopteri, Moronidae. Gene Ontology annotation, cellular component: precatalytic spliceosome. The record is from RefSeq and is a predicted model, not a curated record. The transcript is spliced from 8 exons. Gene Ontology annotation, molecular function: RNA binding; protein binding. Gene Ontology annotation, biological process: mRNA splicing, via spliceosome. Bases 155 to 1264 code for a protein of 369 amino acids.
AGUGUUUUAGGAUGUUGAUGUUUGUCUUUCUGUUUGUGUUGCUCUGCAGAGCGUUGAGUUCCACGAAAGAGGGAAGAACCACAAAGAAAAUGUCACUGCGAAGAUCUCUGAGAUUAAAAAGAAGAGCAUUGAUAAGGCGAAGCAGGAGGAACGUAUGUCUAAAGAGUUUGCGGCAAUGGAGGAGGCCGCACUGAAGGCAUAUCAAGAAGAUCUGAAGCGGAUGGAAAGGGAGUCAGCAGGAGAAGGUUCACUGGCCCAAACAACACCACAGCCACAACCUCGGGCACAACCUCGGGUACAACCUCAAGUACAGCCUCAGCCAAAACAUCAGCCGAAACACCAGGGCAAAAAACAGCAAAAGAAAAAUAAAGCAAACAAGAAGUUCAGAGACCAAAUGGACGCGCAGGUUUGGAUUGAAGGACAAACAGAUGAUGGAAACACAUACUAUUACAACACGCUAACUGGAGAAUCUCAAUGGGUAAAACCAGAAGAAGGUUUCCAGGGAGGAAGUUCAGCCUCUGAACAGACCCCGCCUGGACAGACUGGGAGCUCUUCAAGCUGUCCUUGGAUGGAAGCCGUCAGUCCUGAAGGUUAUACAUAUUACUACAACUCAGAGACUGGAGAGUCCAGUUGGGAGAAGCCAACAGACUUUCCUUCUGAUGAGGCUUCUGGAUCUGGGUCCAACAUAGAGGAAGAGCCUUCAACCCCUCAGCCGGAGCCACUCUCGGGAUCAGAGGAAGGCUCCAAUGAGGCCCCUGCAUCUCAAGAGGGCGAAGUCCCUGAACAAGCCAGCCAGCAGCCUAAAGUCCCGAAGAUCAGCUUCAGGAAAAGAAAAGCAGAAGACGAGCCCUCAGAAAAAGAGGGAGAAGAUAAAGCAAGUGAUGAUUCUCCUAAAGAGGACGCUGAAGAGGCGAAAAAAGAAGAAGAGGUCCAAAGCAUGACAGCUGAACCUGAGGAGAAGAAAGAAGAAGAGCCGAUACAGCGGAAGAUGCAAGCCAAAAGGCCCAAAGCUACAAAUCCAUAUGGGGUCUGGGAACAGAUCCAGGAAGAGAAGGAUCCAUAUGCCAGCGUGGACUUACAGCUGCCCCAGGUGGAAGGAAACACGACCAGCGCUCCCGCCGAGCUGCCGCCAGAGCCAAAACCGAAGUUCAAGGAACGCAUCAUCACCUCCCUCGGAGAGGAAGGCGGACCCACUUCAUUCAGGAGAAACAAGACACAGAACGGCAAAUCCAGGAGCCUCCGACAGAGAGACGACGAUGACUGACCCGAACACAGAACAACUUCAAGCCAGAACGCAAGAGACUUUUACACAAAUAAAACUCUUUCUGGGAACCGAUGCACCAUUUUUGAUCUUGGACGUGAAUUAAAUGCAUUAGAAGUUUGUUUGUUUUUUUUACCUAAGAUGCACAAAUAUCUUUUUUUUAUUAACAUUUUUAGGACACAUUGACCUGAGAAACCCUGUUUCUUAAAAAAAAAAAUCCAUGUUCUUUUCUUAGUCUUAUACAAUAUUGUCAGCAUCCCAGUUUGAUCAUUUUAUUAAUUUCUUCUUAUAGUGUGGUAAGUGCAGAUGUACAUAUACAGAGCAAUUCAAAUAAUUUUUUGUAUUUUCCAUAUCUGUAUUUUUUUUUCUUACCAUUGUAAGCAUCUCUGAAAAUAUCAUUACAACGUGUGUCAGUUAAAAUGUCAUACUCUCAUAAAGCAGUUUGGAUAGAAGUGAUUAAAGAUGUUAAAUUUA